AUGGCGAAAAGGGGUGUCAAAGUACUCAAAGGUGACGAGAAGAAGGAAAAAAGGGAGGAUAUGUGGCUUGCCCAAAUUGGCCAACGAGAAAACCACCGCUAUGCUUCAGACAAUUCAGAAUCAAGUUUACUGAUCCAUCAGCUUGGGCGAGACAUCUCGAUUAACUGUCUCCUCCGUUGCUCAAGGUCUUAUUAUGGCAUCAUUGCAACUUUGAAUACGGGUUUCCACUCUCUUAUACGGAGUGGUGAGCUGUACAAGUUGAGGCGACAAAUGGGAAUUGUCGAACAUUGGGUUUACUUCUCCUGCAACCUUUUGGAGUGGGAGGCUUUUGAUCCAAUCCAUCGUCGAUGGAUGCAUAUGCCUAAAAUGCAGGCCUAUGAAUGUUUCAUUCUGGGUGAGAUCGGAAUUAUAGCUGGUGGUUGUGAUCUGCGUGGAAAUAUUUUGAGCUCAGCAGAGCUUUAUAAUUCUGAAACUGGCAGGUGGGAGACCAUUCCAAGAAUGAAUAAGGCUAGAAGAAUGUGUUCUGCGGUGUUCAUGGAGGGGAAGUUUUAUGUUAUUGGUGGCAUUGGGGUUGAGAGUUUGAAGACAAUAACAUCCGUAGAGGUGUAUGAUUUGAAGACCAAGACUUGGAGUGAGAUACCUAACAUGUACCCUACACCAAACGAGGGGGCUGGACCAACAGAAGAACCUCUUACAGCUGAGGCACCUCCUCUAGUGGCAGUUGUGAAUGAUGUGUUGUAUGUAGCUGAUCAUGUACUGAAGCAAGUGAAGAAAUAUGACAAGGAGAAGAACUUGUGGGUAACGGUAGGGCCAUUCCCUGAGCGUACAACCUCAAUGAAUGGGUGGGGGAUAGCAUUUAGGGCAUGCGGGGAUCAGCUAAUGAUUAUUGGAGGACCUAGGGUUUUAGGUGCAGGGUUUGUUGAGAUCUACUCUUGGGUCCCAAAGGAGGGGCCACUAGAAUGGAACUUGGUCGCCAGAAAGCCCUCUAGCAGUUUUGUGUAUAACUGUGCCGUCAUGGGAUGCUGACAUGUGCAUCUAGUUUCGGUGGCACCCUGGUUUUGCAUAAAGUCUUUUUCUGCUACAACCCACAGACACAGUCAUAAGAGGAGGUUUGAAGAUUUCGGCCCUUCUUAGUUUUAUUAUGUUUUGUAACUUUCCUUCCAUUUUCUUUGUUGUUCCUUUUGUUGAGUGGUUGCCAUCAGGGUUUGUUAAAGUUUGUGUUAUGUAGAACAAAGCAUAGUUCCAUAACAAAGUCCAAUUACAUUUUAGACUGUU
Messenger RNA from Gossypium raimondii (Peruvian cotton), 1275 nucleotides. Its product is annotated as F-box/kelch-repeat protein SKIP11-like. Gene Ontology annotation, molecular function: protein binding. The record is from RefSeq and is a predicted model, not a curated record. NCBI's taxonomy places the organism in Eukaryota, Viridiplantae, Streptophyta, Magnoliopsida, Malvales, Malvaceae. The coding region runs from base 1 to 1026 and encodes 341 amino acids. Gene Ontology annotation, cellular component: nucleus. The transcript is spliced from 2 exons.